UUUAUUAUGCAGGCAGCGCUCGUGCGUAAGAACAGCGGGCGCGUGCGUGAAGAGGAAGAGCCGUGAGUCUCUCCAAAAUGGCGACGACCAUAGAGAGUGGCAAUGCAGGAGCUGCAAAUAAGAAAAAACACCUCGGAAUCCCCGAAGCAAUAUUUGUGGAAGAUGUGGAUGCAUUCAUGAAGCAGCCGGGCAAUGACACAGCAGACGCCGUGCUCAGGAAGCUGGAUGAACAGUAUCAAAAAUAUAAAUAUAUGGAGCUCAAUCUGGGCCAGAAGAAACUCAGGUUGAAAAGCCAGAUCCCACAAAUCAAACAGACGUUAGAAAUCCUACGGCACAUGCAGAAAAAGAAGGACACUACAGAUCCCAUGGAGACACAUUUUCUGUUGGCUGAUAACGUCUAUUGCAAAGCCUCUGUCCCACCCACAGAUAAAGUGUGUUUGUGGCUUGGGGCUAAUGUCAUGUUGGAAUAUGAUAUUGAUGAGGCCCAGGCGCUGUUGGAGAAGAACUUGGCUACAGCUUCCCGGAAUCUGGACUCUCUGGAAGAGGACCUGGACUUCCUUAGAGACCAGUUCACAACCACUGAAGUCAAUAUGGCACGUGUUUACAAUUGGGAUGUCAAGAGAAGGAGCAAAGACAACCUCCUCAAAUCUGCUGAGCGGUCCUAGAAGAGGAGGCCUAGUUUGGUCCCACCCCACCCAAAAUACUUCCCCAUCAGAACAUUCACCCCUGUAUAUCUGUUUGCACCAACACCAACUGUUAUCUAUUGAUUUAUUACUUUUUAAAGUAUUUUUUCAAGUAAAAAGGUGAAAAACAUCAAACAAAAGUAAUAAUGGUAGUUUUCUUUUCUUUUUUUAAUGAUGAAUUAUUAGUUGUUUAAGUGGGGGCCUCUCUUCACAGGGUCUACACAUUUGUCUUCCUCUGUGCUCUUUUUCCUCUCAUUUGUUGUUUGGUAAAAUUCUGAAAUGUCUGUUCUGUUAAAGCAAAACUGUUUAAACUCGUAUGGCCCUCAAAUUUCUUUCUGUGGAAUUUUUCUUGCCAAAUGUUGGUGAGAUCUUUGUUGAAAUGCAGCAUGCAGAAUAUCAGGGGACAUUCUGUUUCACUUAUCAGCCUCCUUCCUUCUCCACUUCCCUUUUAUUCACUCCUCCUCCUCUGAUGUCUGUUUUUUCAUCUCUUGUCCUUCAUCUGUACUCAUUUGUCA
Molecule: messenger RNA, 1198 nt
Organism: Onychostoma macrolepis
Lineage: Eukaryota; Metazoa; Chordata; Actinopteri; Cypriniformes; Cyprinidae
Gene: vbp1
Product: von Hippel-Lindau binding protein 1
Exons: 6
Coding region: 78-665 (195 amino acids)
Biological process (GO): protein folding; tubulin complex assembly; microtubule-based process
Cellular component (GO): prefoldin complex; cytoplasm
Molecular function (GO): tubulin binding
Source: RefSeq, a predicted model, not a curated record